AUGUUUCUUAAAUUAAUUUUGGUGAAUUUUGUUGUAACUUUUGUAGUUGCACAACUUGGACAAAAGUGUUCGCUUAGCAGUGAUCCUUUAAAUCCAAAUUCCAUUCCAAAUCCAACGAACUGUUCAAAGUUUUUUGCGUGUGGAAGUGGAAUUUAUGUCGGAAUGGAAUGUCCGGCUGGUCUUCAUUUUAAUGCUGUUAAAAAGGUUUGUGAUUGGCCAUCUUUAGCGGGAUGUAGCUUCAAGAUCAACGAACUCCAGGGAAAUGCUAUGAAUGAUGAUGUUGACCAGUCAUUUGUACCGUCGCCUGGUGAGAAAUGUGUGCCAUCACCGAUCAGAAAUAAUCCAAGACUUGCGGGCUAUUACAACGAUUGCAGUAAAUUUCUGAUGUGUGCUGGCAUUUGGAUGUUGAUGAGUUGUCCUCCUGGACUUUUCUUCAGUGUUGAAACUGGACGAUGUGAAUACAACAUCAACACAAAUUGUGCCUUCCCUUCAACGAAAUGUCCAACAAAUGGAAUGAAAUAUGGAGACUCAACAGAUUGUCACAAGUUCUUCAUCUGCGUCAAUGGAACAAUCACAAAUUCAGUUUGUGCUGAUGGAAAGAUUUACAAUCCUUUAAAAGGUGAAUGCGUCGUUGGUCCAAGUUGCAAUCCAUCAACACGUCAACCAAUAAGCGAAAAUCUUCCAAAUUGUUCAUUUGAAAGUGCUUUCUAUCCAAACUAUCAAGAUUGCUCGAAAUUCUUCAUUUGUAAUGGCGGAUCACUCGUCGCACAAUCUUGUCCACCAAAUAAAUUCUUCAGCGUUCAACACAGCAACUGUCAACUAAAAGAAAAUGCAGUUUGUGCUGGUGGAAAACGUAAAAUUGUUAAACAAUAA
Molecule: messenger RNA, 873 nt
Organism: Clunio marinus
Lineage: Eukaryota; Metazoa; Arthropoda; Insecta; Diptera; Chironomidae
Source: the annotation of a GenBank genome assembly